AUGAUUGAGAAUACUGAUAGUGAGAUUCAAGAAUUAGAAGCAAUUCAAGAAGAAAUUCAAGAAGAAAUUGAGGAAUUAGAAAAUGCCGCUUUGUCAAGAAGUGCUGAAUCGCCUACAAUGAUUACUUCCGAUCGUCUCAGGCACCACCACGCACAUCGAACAAACCUUCGAAUGAAGGUAUUUGCUACCUUGAAUGAUCCAAGGAUUGAAUUGUUGGCAGCCGCAUCCGUCAUUCUCUCCACCUUUUUGGUGGCUGUCAGCACUUUGGACAAUUUAUCGAUCGAGGCCUAUGCCGCUAUUGAUGAUGCCGUGAUUGGAUUGAACGUCCUGUUUACGAUAGAUUUCUUUGUCCGAUGGUAUGCUGCAGGUCAAUUCAAAUUCAUCUAUCUGACGAAACCUCUGGCCAUUAUUGAUCUAUUUGUGGUAAUCAUCCCAUUAUUUCUCGGUUCUGUCAUGCCCAUGCUGGAUGGCUUUGGGUUAAUGGGAGAUUUUGUACCAAAUGUUUCGGAAAGUUCUGGCCUCCAAGUUCUAUUGUUGCUACGAGUAUUGCGACUGAAACGAGUGUUGACGGACAUUCAGACAUUUCGACGCUUCGCAGGAGCCAUUGGAAUUCGACGGAGCGAUGUCCGACCAUAUCAGUUGCAGCUAUCCAGGGUCCUCUUGUCCAUUUUUACUUUGCUGAGCGUAGCCUCGGGUCUCAUCUAUACCGCCGAACACGCUGUCAAUCCAGCCAUUCCAGAUUAUUUCACGGCACUUUACUUUGGCCUAACUACCUUGACCACAGUUGGGUUUGGUGAUAUUGUCCCAGUCACGUUCAAUGGACGGUUAGUGGUAUGCGGGUCCAUUCUAGUAGGCAUUGCCGUCAUUCCAGCACAAGCUGCCAAACUUGUGGACGCCAUUGUUGCCAGUCAAGGAUUGGCAGAAGAUGAAACGAUUGGAACAAUGACCAGGAGUACAUCGCUGCUGACAACGAAAAAAUCAAGAGGAGAUACGGAUAGUCCUACGAAUGGAUUGGGACCAAGUGGGGCCGACUUGGAAGUUCCUCCCAAAGAUGUCAAGAUGGAGAAUACAGGGAAUGCUGCCUCCUACAAGGUUUGUGGCAACUGUCGGGCCACUGGCCAUAGAAUGGACGCUACCUUUUGCUUCAAUUGUGGAUCUAAAAUAUAG
Molecule: messenger RNA, 1167 nt
Organism: Cylindrotheca closterium
Lineage: Eukaryota; Bacillariophyta; Bacillariophyceae; Bacillariales; Bacillariaceae
Source: the annotation of a GenBank genome assembly